Molecule: messenger RNA, 1391 nt
Organism: Cynocephalus volans (Philippine flying lemur)
Lineage: Eukaryota; Metazoa; Chordata; Mammalia; Dermoptera; Cynocephalidae
Gene: SRP9
Product: signal recognition particle 9
Exons: 3
Coding region: 13-273 (86 amino acids)
Biological process (GO): SRP-dependent cotranslational protein targeting to membrane; negative regulation of translational elongation
Cellular component (GO): signal recognition particle, endoplasmic reticulum targeting
Molecular function (GO): 7S RNA binding
Source: RefSeq, a predicted model, not a curated record
GCCCGGGCCACGAUGCCGCAGUACCAGACCUGGGAGGAGUUCAGCCGCGCGGCCGAGAAGCUCUACCUCGCCGACCCUAUGAAGGCACGUGUGGUUCUCAAAUAUAGGCAUUCUGAUGGGAGUUUGUGUAUUAAAGUAACAGAUGAUUUAGUUUGUUUGGUGUAUAGAACAGACCAAGCGCAAGAUGUAAAGAAGAUCGAGAAGUUCCACAGUCAACUAAUGCGACUGAUGGUAGCCAAGGAAGCCCGCAGUGUUGCCAUGGAAACGGACUGAAGGGUUGGAAUGAAGACUGUCCUGUUGUCAGGAAGUAAAUGCCUUUUGAAUUUGAGACAGUAUUGGGACAAAAAAUACUUUAUGAAACUAAGUGGGCUGUUCAAAAGCUGAGAGAUCAUUUGUUAUACUUUCUUUUUACCGUUUACUUUAGGGAGCUAGGAAUGUAAAUGCUUUCAUUUAGAAAGCCUUGAUUUAUUUUUGGAAAUUGAACAAGGAAUGCAUCUAUCUUAGAAACAUUUGCAGAUUAUUUGAUGUUGAGCAAAAUAUAUAAUUAUUUCUCUGGUAAGUUUGUAUCAGUAAUUUGAAAACAAGCUAUCGAGAAAAGCUAGUUCUUCCUUAAAUUUAGUUCCUGUCUUUAAAAGAAAAUUAAAUGUAACCACUUUGCUGGAUUGGAAUAUUUCUUUUAGAGCAUAAAAGUUGUUCUGUGGAUGUCCAAUAAAUAUAAAAUAUGGUAACUGGAAUUAACUAUGCACAACAGUAUACCUGAUUACGUAUAGUAGUAUAGUCUCAAUAUCUAAAAGUAAUGACAGAUAACAAGUAUGCUUUACCUUAAACUUUCCAGAUUUAAGCUAUAUUUUCAAAGUAAGAGAUUUGUAGUAUCAUCAGCUUUUUGAGCAGUGACUUACUUUGAAUCCGGUUUUCAGUGACCAAAAACAAUAGCGGUUAUUCAGAUGCAUGAGUGGAAUGAUGAUUGCUAUAAUGGACUAAAACCACCAUAUUACAGAAAUAUGGAGUACAUAUUUCCCAUCAUAGUUUUUCAGAAGGGCUAAGGAUCAUUCAAACUGUUAAAUCUUCGCAUACCUCUGUGACACCCUAGCCCAUUUUCUCUCUUUACUUAACCAAGGUGUUAGACAUGACUGUCACAAAUGUCAAUGUUUUCCAGUAAACCAGAAGUGUGAGAUUAUUUGAUAUUUAUCUUAUAUUUGUAAUGUCAGUUUUACCACCUAAAUGUAACGUUCACAUGCUAAUUCCUCAAGAGUGAAAUGAAGGCACUAGAUUAAGAUAGUUUUUGUAGAAAUUUGUCAUGUUGAGCAACAUUUGAGCAUGGGAAGUUCCACUAGCCAUGUGAGUUUGUCAUGUUUCAGAGAGGUCAGUGAAUAAAGUGUUACAUAAGCAUA